Trachemys scripta elegans is the source of this 2592-nucleotide messenger RNA. RefSeq names its product lysosomal acid lipase/cholesteryl ester hydrolase-like. Gene Ontology annotation, molecular function: hydrolase activity, acting on ester bonds. The record is from RefSeq and is a predicted model, not a curated record. The coding region runs from base 471 to 1661 and encodes 396 amino acids. Gene Ontology annotation, biological process: lipid metabolic process. NCBI's taxonomy places the organism in Eukaryota, Metazoa, Chordata, Testudines, Emydidae. The transcript is spliced from 10 exons.
GAUGCCUGGGAAAGCAGGAGGGAGGCUACGAAUAGCCCUGCUUUCCUCCACAUGGCAAGACUAGCUGGGAGCGAAGCAGAAAGAAGGUCUCCCUGUAGCCGGCCAGCAUAGCACUGCCAGGCCCAGCAACUGACCUAUCUGUAACCUCAGCCAGCAGAAAAGCCUCACGAGGGUACAAUCUGCUUCUCCUGCCCCCACCUGCCAGCAACAGAAGGAGACAGCCUUGCUUGCCUGCCACCAUCUGCAGCCUGUUUGCCCUGCAGCCAGCCCAUACCGGAUCUGGGAUUUUGGAUCCUGAGACCUGACCUGCUUGCAUCUGAACCUGCGGGUUCCAAGCUUUAAAGUCUGUCGGCACGGUUCCAGAAAAGUGUGGAUGUUUUAGUUCCUCUCCAGUAAUCCCCAGGAAGAACCUGCAUGCCUGCACCAGUCUUCUGAGUGCUCAGCCAGAAAGGGAACCCUGAUGACCCAAGAUGUGGCUGGCUGUAGUUGUGACAUGUUUGAUCCAUGGAACUGUAUCCACGCAAGGACUUGUUGGCGAUAACACACCUUUUAAUCCUGAAACAUUUAUGAAUAUUAGUGAGAUCAUCACCUACUGGGGAUACCCCAGUGAAGAGUAUGAUGUUGUGACAGUGGAUGGCUAUAUACUUAGUGUUAACAGAAUACCCCAUGGAAAAGUACAUGCUGACAACACAGGUCCAAAGCCUGUUGUGUUUCUGCAGCAUGGUUUACUUACAGAUGGUAGCACCUGGCUCACCAAUGUGGCUAAAAACAGCCUGGGCUUCAUUCUGGCAGAUGCAGGCUAUGAUGUUUGGAUAGGAAACAGCAGAGGGAACACCUGGUCUAGACGACAUGAAACCCUUUCAGUGCACCAAGCGAAAUUCUGGGCUUUCAGCUUUGAUGAAAUGGCUAAAUAUGACCUUCCAGCAGUGAUUGAUUUUAUUGUGCGGAAAACUGGACAACAGCAGUUGUAUUAUGUUGGCCAUUCACAAGGCACCACUAUAGCUUUCAUAGCAUUUUCAACCAUGCCCCAGCUGGCUCAGAGAAUCAAAAUGUACUUUGCCUUAGCUCCUGUAGCCACAGUGAAAUAUGCCAAAUCCCCAUUGACAAAGCUUGCAUUACUUUCCAAUUCAAUGAUCAAGAUUUUAUUUGGGAAUAAAGAUUUCUUACCCCACACUUACUUUGGUGAGGUGGUUGCUGUUGAAUUUUGCAGCCAUGAGAUAUUAUCAAAGAUUUGUGGUAAUAUCCUGUUUGUGCUGUGUGGAUUUAAUGAGAAGAACUUAAAUAUGAGCCGAGUACAUGUGUAUACAGCACAUGCCCCAGCAGGAACAUCUGUACAAAAUAUGAUUCAUUGGAAACAGGCAAUUGAAACUGGUGAACUUAAAGCUUAUGACUGGGGAAUCCAGUUCAACCGUUUGCACUAUAAUCAGGAUACUCCUCCCUUAUACAAUGUGAAGAACAUGCAAGUUCCAACUGCAAUGUGGAGUGCUGGAAAUGACUUGCUCGCUGACCCUAGGGAUGUUGCCCUUUUGCGCCAACAAGUCACUAAUCUGAUUUACCACAAGGCGAUUCCUGAUUGGAACCAUCUUGAUUUCAUCUGGGGCCUCGAUGCACCUAAGCGCAUGUAUAAUGAACUCCUCGACUUGAUGAGGAAAAACCCAUGAAAAUAAUGAUCCAUAAAAAUAAUGUGGCUGUAGGAUCAAGGAUUUGAUUAAUUUCUGUUUAUAUCUGUUUUUCUUGAUUUUUAGUGAACUACAAAACUAUUUGCACAUAAUGGUCUAUAUUCACUAUAUUUACUUUAAUAAGAUUUUCUUUAAUGAUAUUAGGUCAGCAGCACAUAUGUAUCCAAAAAAGUAAUUGAACUAGCAAAGUACAUUUUUAAAGCACCACACACAAGUCUUCUGCUUUCUAAAGUAUGUGUCGUAAAUUAAAUACAUCAUGGAUAGGAGGAUAGAACUGCUUCCAAGAUGAUUUUCUUAGCUCGUGUCUGGAUGACCUUUUCUAUAAGGUGAAUUGAAUGCAUAGGGCACAACUGAUACAUGUGGCUAGACUAGACACGCAAUCACAAUGCCCAAAUUCAGAAAAGCACCCAAGCUGUUUCUUACUUUGAAAUAUGUAAUUCCUUUGAUGUCACUGGAACUACACUGAUUUUAAUGCAGUUGAGGAUCUGGCCCAGACUUUAUUUUAUGGUCCCAGUCACCCACCUAGGGUCAGGAUCAAUACUCCUGUCACAUCACCAAAAGUCAUUCUGCACUAAUCCCAGUGAUUAUCAAUACAGACCAUGAAGAGGUCCAAUAGGCAUGUCUUUUUAUUGUCCCCUUGAAGAAGAAGGUAGUGGAAAAAGACUAUUAUAAGGAGAUUGUUCUAUAUAUGUAUGAGCCAGGGCCGGCUCCAGUUUUUUUGCCGCCCCAAGCAAAAAAAAUAAAUAAAGAGUGCCACCCCUUGAAAAGAGCCACUCCCAAAGGGCCCCUUGAGAAGUUCCACCCCAAGCACAUGCUUGGAAUGCUGGUGCCUAGAGCUGGCCCUGGUAUGAGCGGAUGUAUGCCAUUAACUAAAAAUAAAUCUCUAUAAUUGUAUUCUAUCUCUAUUUACAUA